GUUUUAAAUUAAAUUAUUAUUACAAAUUGAUACGAAAUUCACAUUUUUCGUAAUAAUAUCAAAUCAAAGUUAUUAAUUUCAUUUACAAUUACAAGAAUCUUAGGCAGAAUAUACAACAAAUUCCUUUGUCUGAUACUCGUGGACAAGUUUCUAAAAAAUAGUUAAAAAAAGUAAGGCAGCAAGAAAUGGCGUCGCAAGUUGUUUUUUAUUCGAAAUCAUUGUAUUUCUAAUAAUGCCAAGUGAUUGUAAAACUUUUCAGUGUUAUUAGAUGUAAAGUUGAUCUGUGCCGUCAGUGUUUAAUUGAUGAGUAGCUGUUUUAACGGAAUUUUGCCUUUCAUAUUGAAACAAUGGCGUCGGAUCAGCCUUUACAAUCCAAUGUAAAAGUUGGUGAAAAUCGCGAUUUCGUUGAAGACCACAACGGUCUGAACAAUGAAGCAGAUGCCGGUGAAGGCACUAAGCGCCGAAGAGUGACUCAUGACUAUAGAAAACUUUCGAAAUUGGGAUACGAUCCAAGUGUGUCAACCAAUAUGAAACAUUUACAAUCUCACGAUUCCAAAGGUAAAAAGCGCAAAUUUUUCGAAGGCUCCAGGGAGUUGUGCGUAUGGGGUGACAGCGCGAAACCCGCGAAGCUAUCCAAGAUAUGGCCGGUAUUCGACUCCGGCGGGUUCGGAGACGCCGUUAUGCUGACGCUGGAAGUUUCGAACAAGGCUCGAUCUCUCAACCCCCUAUUACACAACACACAGCAGUUCUCACUCAACGACCCGCUCCUGUCAGACUGGUUUGGUGGAAUCAAUCUAUCCUGGAGACAGUCGCAACUAGGCAGCGAAUAUCCAGAUGAUGACAUCACCAAAAGAAUAUUUUCCUCGGUGUCGAAACAACUGCGCAUCAUAAACACCCAUUUUCAGAGGGCCAUGUUUAAGUAUAAGUACCCGAGAGUGACGAGAUCCAAUGUGCUUCUGGACAAUUCUAGCGCAUGGCGCUUGGGCACUAACUUCAGUGUAGCGCUGAAAGCGAUUAGGUUUCAGUCUACCCCGAGAAGGGAACUUCCCUGCUAUGGUAACCUGGAGUUACCUUUCAAGAUCAAACAGGAAUCAUCGGUGUCUCCACAAAUCUAUGCGUCGAUAGGUCGUAGUGUUAAAACUGAAACUGAUAAACUGCAGGAAGUAAAAGUUAAAGUGGAAAGUGAUAAAGUGAAAGUGGAAAGAGACAGGGAGAAGGAGAAAGAGAGGGAGAGGGAAAGAUCGUCUCAUUCAUCGCGGCACUCAUCGUCGUCGUCAUCUUGCCAUCAUUGCCGUCGACGGGCUCGCAUCAAGCGGUGCUCUAUCGGGGUCCAGUGCCGACGAGACAGGCCCGGACUGCCUAGUGCUGAUACUUGGGGACCCCUUGCAGACACAGUGGCGGUUAAGGAACUGAAAUACCAUAGGCUAAUGAGAGUGGAGACACAUCCCAACGGCGGUGCGAGCGUAGUAUAUCUUCAUCAGAGGGACGUCGACAUGCUCAACCAGCACCAACAGGAGUGUCUCGCCAAGGAGUUCCUCAAGCUCGUGUUCUCCGAAGACAGUGAUGGGUGGGCACAUUUCGUCUGCGGCGUAGUCCGAGGGGCCGCAGCAUCCCUCCCCUGUCUUCUUCAAUAUUUAGCAGAAGAACAUCCCAACCUCACAGUGAAGGCUGGAGUCUUGGCCAGGGCUUCGGACAUCGAGACCACUACGGUCAGCAGAUAUUACCAGCAGGUGCAACAAUCGUAUGCAGCUGGCACCUUCCGUUCGGGGCCAUUGCACCAGAUCUCCCUGGUGGGCACCGUCCACGAGGAGGUGGGCGGCUACUUCCCCGAUAUGCUGAAGCUACUCGGCAACUGCCCGUUCCUCAACUUGACGAUGCCGUGGGGUCCGAUGUCUGCAGUGGAAAUGGAACCCCAGGAGUCCAACGACGGACCCAUCCUAUGGAUCCGGCCAGGCGAGCAAUUGGUGCCAACUGCAGAGUUAGGAAAGAGCCCCAUUAAGAAGAGAAGGACGGGUAUAAAUGAGCUGCGUAACCUCCAAUACUUGCCUCGCUGGAGUGAGGCGCGAGAGUUUCUGUUCGAGGAUCGAACCCGGGCCCACGCCGAUCAUGUGGGCCAUGGACUGGACCGCAUCACUACCGCUGCCGUUGGUGUAUUGAAGGCGAUCCACUGCGGCGACGAAUCUGAUCGCGGCCGCAUAACUAAGGACGUGGUCGCAUUCCACGCGGGCGACUUCAACAAGCUGGUGCAGCUGUUGCAGCUGGAUCUGUACGAACCGCCCAUAUCGCAGUGCGUCACGUGGUUGGAAGAAGCGAAAUUGAACCAAUUGCGUCGCGAAGGCGUUCGUUAUUCUCGCCUGCCGCUGUGUGCCGACGACGUAUACUUCUUGCCGAGGAACAUCAUCCAUCAGUUCCGCACCGUGUCUGCAGUCGCGUCAGUCGCGUGGCACCUGAGACUGAAGCAAUACUACCCGUCUUCGGAAGCCUCUUCCCCGGCAGAUGAGAGGCCACCGCCAGAACCUGUUCCAACAGUAGAACCAGAACCCAAAAAAUCUUCAAAACACAAAGAGGGCGUGAUAGAAAUGAGAGCAUUGUGUGCAAAAUUCAAAGAGAAACCAGCUCAAGUAACUGAAAACAGGAAGAGCUUAGACUCUUCAGUUUCUCCUGAAAAGGCAGAUGAUAAAAGAGACAAAAAGCCAGAGAUCAAAACUGAGAAGCCCGAUAAAGUCGACAAGGAAGUCAAAACGGAAAGAACAGAAAAAGCAGAAAGAACGGAACAUAAAACGGACAGAUCGGAACAUAAAUCGGAGAGAACGGAACACAGAACGGAAAAAUCUGAACACAGAUCGGAACACAAAUCGGACAGAACAGACCACAAAUCAGACAGAACAGAACACAAGUCAGACAGAAACGACAAGUCUGAAAAAUCUAUUGUUAAAAAUGACAGAGUGGAUAAAGACAAGAAUCACAGGCACAGUUCGGACAAGCAUCGGACAGAAAGGUCGGAUAAACACGACCAUCAUAGGCGGCAUUCGUCGUCUAGAUCCCACAAAUCUCAUAAAUCAGAUAGACCAAGAGAACACAAAGAACACAGAAGUGACGACAGGCACAAAUCCAGAGACAAGGAAGCAGUCAAAGACAAACAAGAACACAAAAGCGAUGGCGUCAAGUUACCAAACGACGUAGCACAGAAGCCCCCAGAUUAGUAUACAGUGGUUUCUCUAAGACUUUAAACGGUAUGAAGUGCACAGUCAGUCCCAUUUUGCGGACACACCAUAUUGUACUCUACGAUAGUGUUGUGUAAGGUUUUGAUUUCCGUGUUGGUACAUAGAAGACAUAUCUCCUGAUCUCCAUAGGAUUUUGCAAGAUUAAAUAAAUGUAUCCAUGGUUUUAACAAAUAAGAGCUUAAAAAAACAGAGGGAGAAACCGAAAAAAAUGCACAAUGAAGACCCUGAAUGGAAAGCAAAAGUCUGAAAUAAUUAAAAAAAUAUUGUUAUGCGAUCACAGUUCAAAACAAUUCAUGAAUUAUUCAGUCGAGUAUCAUUUAGUAAAUUAUAAUAGGAUUUAUUAUUUCUAUGACAUUUUGCGAGAAAUGUACAUUUUGUAUAUUUUAUAAACGUACAUAGGUUAAGAGAUUUAAUGUAACAGUGGGUUACUUAUGCAACAAUGUUUUUAACUUAAUUUUUGUUUGUUACAUAGAAUUAUGUAGAUAAAGAUAUAUGAACACGACUGAUUCGUUUGAGAGUUUAUCUGAUUAGUGUCAAUCGAAAAUGCAAUCCGAAUUCAAAGCGGAGUUUCAAGUUUGCGUUUCGGAUCUUUUAUUAUAAAUAAUAGAAUAAUUAUAAUUUUGUUGAUCAAAAAAUGUAAGAAAAUUGAUUAAAUUCCUUAUAUGAACUAAAUUUGGAAAUGUGUGUGUUGUAAUAUCAUUUUGUGGCCACCAAGAAUAGUUUUUUUAAACUAAACUUAACGUUUCUUAAGUUUUGAUUGUAAGAUUUUUGCGUUUACCAAAAGAAACAGUUUUGUUGGAAAAGAAUAGUUUAAAUCGACAAUGUAUUAUAAAAGCAGGUUAAUCUCAGGGUUUCACCGAUAUUAUAAUGGUAACUGCCAACAUAAUUGAUGUAAUAAAUUGACCAUGUAUAAAAAAAUAAGCAUUCUAUAGGAAAAAUGUGAGGAGUGCUCGACUCCUUGAUGUCUCAAGUCCGCUGGACGCCAAUGUGAUUGAUAUUUAUCGUAUUUAUGUUUAGGUGGUUAAAUUAUUGUUUCAAGUUUCCUAUAUUUUUUUUUUGAAAAUAAUAACUAGAGUAAAAUAGAA
This is a messenger RNA of Chilo suppressalis (striped riceborer), 4309 nucleotides long. Lineage: Eukaryota; Metazoa; Arthropoda; Insecta; Lepidoptera; Crambidae. The record is from the annotation of a GenBank genome assembly.